Aspergillus uvarum CBS 121591 is the source of this 1364-nucleotide messenger RNA. Its product is annotated as alpha/beta fold hydrolase. The coding region runs from base 277 to 1218 and encodes 313 amino acids. The transcript has a single exon. The record is from RefSeq and is a predicted model, not a curated record. NCBI's taxonomy places the organism in Eukaryota, Fungi, Ascomycota, Eurotiomycetes, Eurotiales, Aspergillaceae.
CGGAAAAAUGGCAUUCGGGGAUCAUCAAUAGAUUACUCGAAGGCUUACUGUUCCCAACGAUUCCGUACAAAUUAGCAACUCGCUCUCCCGUGGCAUGAGUCAUCCAUGUUAGGGCUAGUUAAUUAGUUGGACAGACAACCAGAUAGCCCGGAGUUUCCGUCACUUAAACCCCUCUCACCCCCCGCCCCUGGUGCUUGACCUCCCCAUCCCCCUCGUGUCAAAUUGAGAUACUUCAGUGGCAUCCCUUUUAGUUUAACCCACCCUAACCUUCUUACCAUGGAACACUUCCGACAUACCGCUCACAUCGGAACCCAUACCCUAAGCUACGCAUUGCGAGGCAUUCCCCGACAGCCAGGCGCUCCGCUAGUGAUAGUACUUACUGGGAUCACCAGUAGCGCCCUGGAAUGGAGUGCGGUGUGUCGGCAUCUCGAGCAAGAAGCGUCCCUGCUCUUGUACGAACGGUCCGGCUACGGACAGAGCGAGGCAUCCGUCACCGCCGAGCCGGACUCCCUCACCAUUGUGGACGAGCUGUCCCGCCUGCUAGCCGCGGCCGCCCUCCCACCCCCGUACCUGGUGGUCGGGCAUUCGUGGGGCGGGAUGCUCGCGCGCGAGUUCCUCGCCGCCCGCGGCCCCGAGGCGAUCUGCGGGAUGGUGCUCGUCGACGCGGUCCAGGAACGCAUGCUCUUCGAGACGUGGCCCGAUCCCAGCAUCGCGGCGGUCACCGCGGGGCUGGAUUACAUGGAGGUCGUGGGCCUAACACACGAUUACCGGCUGACGGACUCCGAGUGGGCGGAGCUGAUGGCGGAGGAAGCCAGCCCACACCAUGAGCGACAGGCCGUCCGCGAGCUGCCCUGUCUGCAGAUCAGUCGCGCGGUCCUGGCCCAGAAGCAGCAACUACGUCCCCCCAGCCAAGACCUGCUGCACGGCAAGCCGCUCAGUGUGCUCCGGGGCAAUUCUCAACGCGACCAGCAGCGCAUGUACGACCGGGGGGUCGCCCAGGGAUUGGGGACGGAGGCCCAGCGAGCGACCUUUCGCAACUAUCUAGCAAGGUGGGACGACAGCGAGGAGGCCUUCCAGCGCGAACUCCUGAAUUUAUCGAGUACCGCGCGCUUCUCGACGACCACCCAGAGUGGCCAUAAUAUUCAGAUUACGGAGCCGGAACGAGUCGCGGAUGAAAUCCGCUGGGUCCUACGGAGGAUUCCGUCCGGCGCCGUCUGAACAUCGAUAUAUAGUAUAUACUAUAUGUGUAUGUAUUCGACAGCCCGCACGGUCGCGUGGCAGAUAGCCUGUCAAUGGCUAGGUUAUACUUAGAUGUAGGGCCAUAAUAAAUUCAUCGAUAGUAUCAUGUUUUCGUUGUUCAAAUU